Messenger RNA from Gallus gallus (chicken), 789 nucleotides. RefSeq names its product chromosome 22 open reading frame 39 (gene C22orf39). The transcript has 3 exons. The record is from RefSeq and is a predicted model, not a curated record. NCBI's taxonomy places the organism in Eukaryota, Metazoa, Chordata, Aves, Galliformes, Phasianidae. The coding region runs from base 25 to 342 and encodes 105 amino acids.
AGAGGGACGCGCGCCGAGGGCGGCAUGGCCGGCGAUGCGAGCUGGCGGCCUCCGCGGCCGUGCGAGGACUACUGGUGGGAGUGGAAGCACUGCCGCGGGCUGCGGCACGCCUUCCACCACUACUACGCGCACGGAGAGCUGCCCGACUGCAGCCGCUGGCGGGACGACUACGCCGCUUGCCGCGCCUGGGAGAAGGACCGCACCGCCGCCGCGCGGGAGGCGCUGUGCGAGAGCGAACGAGCGCGGGCCCUGGAGCGGAAGAAGCACGGCGCGGUGUGGGCGCUGCGGAGCUGCCCGCCGCCCGACUGGCACCGCCCGCUGGAGCGCGGCGCUGCCAAAUAGCGGCACUGCCGGGUAGCGGCGCCGAUCGCGGGGCUCUGCCGUCACGUGGCUGCGGCUCCGCCCCGCUGCCCGCCCGUACUUCACUUCCGGUCGGAAAACUUCAUCAAUAAAGCCGCUGUGCUCCCCAGUCAGGCCCUCCGUUUGAAUCGGGCCGCGCGCGGACCUCCGGCGUUCGGCUCUCACCGCAGCAGCUCCGGAGGCCGCACAGCCGCGGCGGGGAGACAGAACCGCGCCGGGACCGCUCCCCGCCGGCGCGGGGUGAGCCGAACGCGAUCGAAAAGCACUGCCUGGUUCGGCCCUGCCGCGUGCGAGCGCUGCCCCGGGGUGGGAUGGCGCUGCGGACUGAAACAGCCAGUGCUGGAGAGCAGCAGUGUGCGUUCCUUCUAAAGGCGUCUAGGGCUGUACUGAAAGUUACUACGAAAAUAAAGGUCUAAAUGACUGAAGUGA